Molecule: messenger RNA, 1415 nt
Organism: Castor canadensis (American beaver)
Lineage: Eukaryota; Metazoa; Chordata; Mammalia; Rodentia; Castoridae
Gene: Rpe
Product: ribulose-5-phosphate-3-epimerase
Biological process (GO): pentose-phosphate shunt; carbohydrate metabolic process
Molecular function (GO): D-ribulose-phosphate 3-epimerase activity
Source: RefSeq, a predicted model, not a curated record
UCGUGGGAUAACUUGCUCUGGGGAACCAGCACCAUGGCGUCGGGCUGCAAGAUUGGCCCGUCCAUCCUCAACAGCGACCUGGCCAAUUUAGGGGCCGAGUGCCUCCGGAUGCUAGACUCCGGGGCUGAUUAUCUGCACCUGGAUGCACCCUGCUCUUCAGGGAGGUCAGUUUUUUGUAAGCAUUUUGUUCCCAACAUCACCUUUGGUCACCCUGUGGUAGAAAGCCUUCGAAAGCAGCUAGGCCAGGACCCUUUCUUUGACAUGCACAUGAUGGUGUCCAGGCCAGAGCAGUGGGUAAAGCCAAUGGCUGUAGCAGGAGCCAAUCAAUAUACCUUUCAUCUCGAGGCUACUGAGAACCCAGGGGCUUUGAUUAAAGACAUCCGGGAGAAUGGGAUGAAGGUUGGCCUUGCCAUCAAACCAGGAACUACAGUUGAGUAUUUGGCACCAUGGGCUAAUCAAAUAGAUAUGGCCUUGGUUAUGACAGUGGAACCUGGGUUUGGAGGGCAGAAAUUCAUGGAAGAUAUGAUGCCAAAGGUUCACUGGCUGAGAACCCAGUUCCCAUCUUUGGAUAUAGAGGUUGAUGGUGGAGUAGGUCCUGACACUGUUCAUAAAUGUGCAGAGGCAGGUGCUAACAUGAUUGUGUCUGGCAGUGCCAUUAUGAGGAGUGAAGACCCCAGAUCCGUGAUCAACUUACUAAGAAAUGUUUGCUCAGAAGCUGCUCAGAAACGUUCUCUUGAUCGAUGAAACUACCAGGAACCCAUUGUUUGCUUAUGAAACCUUUUUACUGGAAAACAGGAAUAUUGACUACCAAAUAAUAUUGCAUUUGAGUCAGUGCCGCUUUUCUGAGCAAUUCAUUCCAGUGAUUAAAAUCUAUUUUGCAGAAUGUUCCAAGAGAUUAGAAAUUGGUGUGUAUAACUACAUUUUUAGUGAUGCAAUUUAAAGACUAAUGUAGUGAAAUACCCUGUUUUUACUGGGAGAAUUGAUUUUUGUAAAGAGUAAAAUAUGGCUAUAUUAAGGUUAUAUGUAGAAAUGUGUCUUAAUGCCUAAGGAAAGCGUAUUAGCUACUAUGAAGAAAAGUUUUCUUUGUAUUUUUAAAAGGAGUGUCUUGUUUCCCAGCCAUUUUCCAAAAGCAAAGAAAGUCCUAUGUUUUUUUCUGUUUCAUGUCAGUUGUGGUUUGUUUUUAUGUUUGAUAUGAGCGCAGUGGAACUAAAACAUACAAGCUUGCAUACAAUGGAAUAACAUAGUCUUACUCCUGAAACGUUUACUUUUCAUUUUUUAUCUUAUACUUGAUCCAUUAAAAACUGUAAAAACACUGUAUGAAGCCCAAAGGUUUUAAAAUCUGUGCAUAGAUUUUUAUCAAGGUGAGGUGUUUGCUUUAUCACAGCCGGUGGCUUUUUUACUCUCACUGACCAUUC